ACUUAACAAUGUAUAAAUAUGUGCAAUCUGUAUCGACUAUAUCUUCUAUCUUCUGAUGGAGCCUUUACUCGGCAGGUCGAAUUAAAUCUGAGCACUUAUAACGAAAAGUUUCUACCUGAGUCCAUAAUUCAUCUCAUACUUAGACAAACCUCCAAAGAGUAAACAGAAAUGGCAACUCCUAAUGCACAGUUUUCUCGAGAGUAUCUCGUGCACAAUGGGUGCGCGGUGCUCUGCCUCGACUGCCCUGGCAACGGCUCCUUCAGCUUCGGAAUCGACAACCAUCUUUGGGAAACCGGUCCCAAGUUUAUGGGUGUCAAAUUCAUACCACCAGGAGCACACUUUCUGUACUAUAGCUGUGGAGCAGCAGGUGGAGGCUCUUCUGUACCUGUAGGAGAGGCAGAAAAGCCAGUGGUGGAUGUAGGCGCAGCACUAGGAGCCGUGGUUUCACCAUCUUCCUCUGGAGGUUCCAGCAACGACGAUGAAGCAACCUCUUCGGAAACCGUGUCACCUCCUUCAGGAGCAGCUGGCGCAGUUAGCACUAGUACUACUAGAGACCAAGAAGUAUCGCUGCACAGAUGUGGUUUUUUCGCCUACCUAAAGCCGAAAGAAGUUCUCAUAAGACGUUGGUGCCCGCGCACUGAAACCUUAGUGAGGCUCAAAGAUCCUGACGAAGAAGCGCGAUACCGAGAUGGCGUGAAGCAUUGGGAUUUCGACCUCAAUAUGGGAGAAUAUCCGAUGGACUUGUACGCCGAUUGGACCGAGAUCACACGGCACAUUAGCCACGCUGUCAUCAGCAAGAUCGAGCCUGUUGGCGGACUAUUGGCUGCGAGAGGAAAGGAAUUCGUAGUAGAAGAAGAAACAAGUUCUUGUGCUGGUGCUGGAGCUGGACUACAGAAGAUGGAGACGACAUCGACAACUACUGCGGCAAGUGCGUCUAAAAAACGGGCUCUUGACUCUUCUGAAGAUACUUCCAAGAACGUAGAAACUAGUGCUAAGCCUAAUGAAAGCGACGUCAAAGCUGUCAUCCAAGAGGUUGGCUCUUGGAAGCCACCGGCUUAUCGAGGCACCGACCGCGAACAAGAGGACAAGAGGAAGGCACUGCAAGAAGAAAUAGAAGACGCAAAAAGAGAAGCAAACAUGGCCUCUAUAGAAGAUGCGAAUCGAUUUGGACGCCUGUUCUUCUCCACGAUUCCACAAACAACGACAGCAGGAGACUUGGCUGAUUUGUCUUUAUGAUUAACAUGAAAAAUAGGAUCAAAAUCAGUAGAGCGCAUGGCGUUAGAGCAUCAUUUGGCUCAUGUUGUCCAGACAACAGUAUAUUACGAUCUACUUAACAGUUCCCUGAUUUCACUAGCAAUGUAAUCAAGAAGUCGUGACAAGGUAGUAUCGCAUUUCUCUUCCCCAACUACGUCGCUCCCCUUUCAUUCUAUCCUUCCGAAAUCACGCGACGGCAUUUGGACAAGAGCCACGUGAUCGAAAAGUUGGUGCGACACGAGUACUGCAAGAUUGACGGCACACAGAAGGCGUGCUCUAGCAGAGGUGGUAAUAAAGACACCUCUUCAAAGAACACUAAGCAUGAUAUUCCCCUCCUUCCGUUCCUCGCUCUCCUCGGCGAAGUGGAGCUGGCCUACGUGGCGUUCCUCCUCGGACAAAACUACGAAGCAUUUGAGGCUUGGAAACAGCUUAUUGCGAUUCUGUGUUCCUGCACCCAACUAGUGAACAGGCAGCCCUUGCUCUACAUAGAGUUUCUCAGAGUGCUCUACGCCCAACUCCAGCAGGCGCCGGAAGAGUUUUUUGUCCUGGGUGGCUUUGCCGACCUGCAAGACAACUUCUUAGUGCAGUCGGCAGUACAGUUGACGCAAAGGAUCGAAGACGCACUUCUGUUGGAAGAAGAGCUCUUGGAUCAUGCGGAGAUGGAGACACCAAUUACGACGUCAAUUACAACUACCUCUACCUCUACUAUGGACAAUGCCAUAGAGCACGACCGAAGAGACAAAAAGGCGGAGGCAAGUGCAGCGGAAAAACAGGCCGUUCGGCGUUGUCUGCAGGAACGUGUUGGGCAUGUUCGAGAAUUACUCACUGGGAAAUUCGGGCAACCGUUCAAUCAUAUGACAGCGGCUGCAGGAGAGGGUGAGGACUGUCCGCAGGUAGACAAAAGCCUAGGAAUGGACGUUGAUUUGCAGGAUUUGAAGGCAAAUAGGGAUCCACAACACCAAUUUUUUGGCGGACGAAUGUUAGGGAACGAUUUCGAUGACGAUGAUGAUAUGCCGCAAAUCGUAGACCUCGAUCAGGGGUAUGUAUUCUAGUGCGAAGGCUGCAUUCAAAUGAGGCGCGAAAUGCAGCUCCUGCUGAGUCAAAGAUUCUGUUUGUUUCACCUUCACUACAUCAUAAACAGGUGGCCAUUUUCACCAAUCAAUGCUUUUUAGUACCCUGACCCCUCUCAAUAAUUACAAUUUUAGUGGCCUUGGUCCAACACGG
This is a messenger RNA of Amoebophrya sp. A25, 2478 nucleotides long. The record is from the annotation of a GenBank genome assembly. Lineage: Eukaryota; Dinophyceae; Syndiniales; Amoebophryaceae.